GGUACAAACAAAGAGACUUUUUCUUGGAGAAAGACACAGCAUCAUAAGAGGAGCAAAGGAAUGGAAAAAAUUACUCUUAAGGUUGCUGUCUACUUCUUGGUACAUAAUUUUACUUUUUCUGGAGUGCGUUCAAGGUCUGUUCACGUCGAGCAGACAUCUCAAAGACGAACAUACAGCAAUGUUUUGAUUGGACCCUCGAAUCAAAAUAUAUCCGAAGAUUUAAAAGUUAAUUUAACGACAGAAUCAAUUCCCGGCGAAGCCAGUAAUGGUCACACCAACUUUACCUCAGUACUGCAACUGCGACACAAACGUAAUUGGCUUUCUUGCGUGGAUAGUCAAAGACUUGAGUGGAACAACUGCUUAGGCAGGUACUUCAACAAAAUUAAAUGCAAACUUCUGAGUGUCGCAUGUUUGUCGGCGAAUAAUGUCCCACCUAAGUGUAUUGAACAUUCCAUGGUACUUCCCGGUAGGAAUGGCAGACGUUGUAAGGUACUUAAGAGCUGCUCAUGCGCAGCCUAACAUCAUGGAAAGUACAAAGUUGUGGCUAUAAAUAUUAUUUGACGUUCGUUUUAUCCGUGUUGCCGCCCAAGGACACAGAACACAUUUGUUCGUGCGACGUUUGAGAAAGGCUUGUACGACUUUUAAUAAGACUUCUCUAAGCAGGUUUCUCAGUUAAGAUUUUAUUUUGCUGGAUUAAGCAAAAAUCGGAAUUCUAGAAAGCAAUUGGCCUUUUGCUUACUGAUAUAUUUAAUAAUAUAAAUUUGACUGGGAUUAGUUGUAGCCAGCUCAACAAGGUCUGGUUACUGAAUAUUUGAUGAUGUAGUAUUGAUAGGUGAC
Molecule: messenger RNA, 837 nt
Organism: Stylophora pistillata
Lineage: Eukaryota; Metazoa; Cnidaria; Anthozoa; Scleractinia; Pocilloporidae
Source: RefSeq, a predicted model, not a curated record